Ochotona curzoniae (black-lipped pika) is the source of this 3404-nucleotide messenger RNA. It is a transcript of the gene HIC2, whose product is annotated as HIC ZBTB transcriptional repressor 2. Gene Ontology annotation, molecular function: DNA-binding transcription factor activity, RNA polymerase II-specific; RNA polymerase II cis-regulatory region sequence-specific DNA binding; protein binding. The record is from RefSeq and is a predicted model, not a curated record. Lineage: Eukaryota; Metazoa; Chordata; Mammalia; Lagomorpha; Ochotonidae. Bases 69 to 1928 code for a protein of 619 amino acids. Gene Ontology annotation, biological process: regulation of transcription by RNA polymerase II. The transcript is spliced from 2 exons. Gene Ontology annotation, cellular component: nucleus.
CCAGGCAUUGAUGCACCCCAGGAAGCCCACGCGCUCAAGGAGGCCGCCCCCCGCUGGCUGCUGCUCACAUGGUUUCUGGGCCGCUGGCACUCCGGUGGUGCGCGUGGGCAGGGCGUGGGGACAUGGGGCCAGACAUGGAGCUGCCCAGCCACUCAAAGCAACUCCUGCUACAGCUAAACCAGCAGAGGACCAAGGGCUUCCUGUGUGAUGUCAUCAUCAUGGUGGAGAACUCCAUCUUCCGGGCCCACAAGAAUGUCCUCGCUGCCAGCAGCAUCUACUUCAAGUCCCUGGUCCUGCACGACAACCUCAUCAACCUGGACACAGACAUGGUCAGCUCCACGGUGUUCCAGCAGAUCUUGGACUUCAUCUACACCGGCAAGCUACUGCCCAGCGACCAGCCAGCUGAGCCCAACUUCAGCACGCUCCUCACAGCCGCCAGCUACCUCCAGCUGCCUGAGCUGGCAGCCCUGUGCCGCCGCAAGCUCAAGCGAGCAGGCAAGGCCUUUGGCUCAGGUCGGGCAGGCACCUCCGGGAUGGGACGGCACCCGCGUAGCCAGCGGCUGUCCACAGCCACUGUCAUCCAGGCUCGGUACCCAGGGCUGAUGGAUGGGCACAAGGAAGCCCACAGCUCCCAGGAAUUCCCCCAGGCUAAGGGCUCAGAUGAAGAGGAGAUCUUCCUGGGGGCGGCUGCCCAGGAGGGUGUGCACGGUCUGGGCCACACGGCCUGCCCUGUGGGCAGUGAGGUGGGCCUGGGGGGCUGCAGCAGCAGCACCAACGGAAGCAGUGGGGGUUGCGAGCAGGAGCUGGGCCUGGACCUGUCCAAGAAGAGCCCACCCCUGCCCCCAGCCACACUCGGCCCCCACCUCACUCCGGAAGACCCUGCCCAAAUGAGUGACAGCCAGCAAGGCUCGCCCACUGCGGGCCCCGCCCCUCUGCCUGGUGCCAACAGUGCCUCUUAUGCCGAGGUGGGUGGCACCCCUGAGGAGCCCAUGGAUUUGGAGGGGACUGAGGGCAACCACCUGAGCCUGCUGGAGGGGCCCAGCGGGCAGCCCCGCAAGAGCCUGCGACAUUCGGCCCGCAAGAAAGAGUGGAGCAAGAAGGAGCCCGCAGCCGGCUCCCCGUUUGAGCUGAGAGAGGCGGGGCCCACGGGCGCCGGCACUGAGGAGGAGGGCGACCGGGUUCCUAACGGCAUCGGCAUCGCGGCAGGAAGCGCUGGGGGAGGCAGCCAGAGUGGGCCCUACGGGGAACCCCCAUACCCCUGCAAGGAGGAGGAGGAGAACGGCAAGGAUGGCAGUGAUGACAGCGGGCAGAGCGGGAGCGAGGGCGGCGGGGGCCACUCCAGCAGUGGGCACUACUUAUACCGGCCGGAGGGCUACGACAGCGUGCCGUACGGUGACAACCUGUACGUGUGCAUCCCCUGUGCCAAGGGCUUCCCCAGCUCGGAGCAGCUCAACGCGCACGUAGAGACGCACACGGAGGAGGAGCUGUUCAUCAAGGAAGAGGGGGCCUAUGAGACGGGCAGCGGGGGCGCCGAAGAGGAGGCUGAGGACCUGUCGGCACCCAGCGCCUCCUAUGCAGCCGAGGCGCGGCCCUUCAAGUGCUCAGUGUGCGAGAAGACCUACAAGGACCCGGCCACCCUGCGGCAGCACGAGAAGACGCACUGGCUCACGCGGCCCUUCCCGUGCAACAUCUGCGGCAAGAUGUUCACGCAGCGUGGCACCAUGACACGCCACAUGCGCAGCCACCUGGGCCUGAAGCCCUUCGCGUGCGACGAGUGCGGCAUGCGCUUCACCCGGCAGUACCGCCUCACGGAGCACAUGCGCGUGCACUCGGGCGAGAAGCCCUACGAGUGCCAGCUGUGCGGGGGCAAGUUCACGCAGCAACGCAACCUCAUCAGCCACCUGCGCAUGCACACCUCCCCCUCCUAGAAGCCAAAGACCCGCGGGCGCCCCGAGCAGGCUCCACACGCAGCGAAGAACGGAGCAGGCGCUCGGAGGAGGUGCAGUGGGAGGGGCGGGUGUCGCCCCCUGCCCCUCUCCGGGCCCAGCCUCCCCCAUAUCCACAGAGCUUUAAUCAGCAGUCUAUACCAAGGGAAGCCAGCCGGCGGCCCGGCCCCGUGGGCAUGGAGCUGGUGGGCCAGUCUACCUCCCCGCCUCACCUUGGGCUCCCAGCUCCCCUCCGCUUGGCCGGUGUGAGUGGCUCCUGCGUCCUGCUGGCCGGGUUGGAGAAGGGCAUUGUGCGUCCGACCCCCGUCCCCUGCGCCAGCCCAGGGCAGGGUGCUGUGUGGAUGCGCGUGUGCGAGUGUAUCCGCGCAGGGCAGGUGCUGGAAGGGCGGGGCGGGGCCGGCACGGGGCGCUCAGGGUUAGCCCACUGCCUACCUCGACAGCUGGAGCCCUCCGGGGGCUGUGUUGCUGUUGUUCCUACUGAUCUGUUUAAACAUUUUUUCCCUGCCUUUUUUUUUUUUUUUUAAAACCAAAAGCAACCAUAGCUAAUUUUCGUCCAGGCCCCUCUGGGGCUGAGCCAGGGUCUGCAGACUGAAUGUAAUGGGGCAGCUGCCCUGCCUGCCGUCCGCCAGCCCCUCCCCAGGCCCCAGGAGCCCUCGUGCAUCUCGCCCAAAGGCGGCCAGGUUCCCCAGCCUGGCCUCGGCCACCUCAGGAGAGAGGAAAGUGCUUUUUCCUAUAUUCCAAGGAAAUGUCCUUCUUGUAGAGGUACUUUUUUUUUUUUAAUUAUUAUUAUUAUUGUUAUUAAGAGGAAAAACCAGUGUAACGUUUAUGUGACUGUUGGAACUGGGAGGCCUGGGUCCUAGGGGGUGGGGGUGGGGCUGCUGGCGUUUCCCGUGUGGAUGUGGCGAGUGCCGUGCGCGUGGGCAGAUGCUUCCCUCUGUGCCUUCCUCACUGAACACGGUGUGGAGGCUUCUGACUUUUGCUACUACCUCUUGGAUUCAUGAUGACAGUAGGCUGGUGGCUGGGACAUCCUCCCGUACCCCCCACCCCUCCACCCCACGCCUGGUGCACCACCUGCUGCUCUCAGCUGUGUGAGCGCAGUUGGCUUUUCUCCAGCUGCACCAGAGAGGGAGGGAGGCCCACCGAGAGGAGGCAGGCCUGUCAGGGCCAGGAUGAGGCGGAAGUGAGACCCCCCCCAUCCCGCCUCCUCGACCUCCACCCACUCCCCAAUGCCUGUGAGACCCCAAGCUUGGGAGGGCCGGCAGUAGCCAGCAAUACAAGUGGGAGGGAGCCAACCAAAAUCCAGUGAGCUCCCCUGGGGCUAGUGACCACCCACAGGCUCUGGCUGGGUCCAUCCUCUCCCCUCACCUCAGGCUUUCUCGGAGACCACCACCAUAGGCUCGGAGCCAAGGGCAGACCAAGGUCAUGGCCCCUGGCCUCACUGCUCUUAGCUUCCUGGGA